Ceraceosorus bombacis is the source of this 1306-nucleotide messenger RNA. NCBI's taxonomy places the organism in Eukaryota, Fungi, Basidiomycota, Exobasidiomycetes, Ceraceosorales, Ceraceosoraceae. The record is from the annotation of a GenBank genome assembly.
AUGCCGCUUCAAGUUCGCUGGCCGACUUCUAGCUCCUCUCGUGGCUCCACUGGACGACAACACUCCAAAUCGGCUCCCCCGAGCUCGGUCCCAUCGACAGCCCAGACCCCCGACUUGCCAAUCUUGAUCCCGAGGGACGAACCUCCCCCUCAUGGACCUUUGAGCGCGUCCUCCGCGUCUCCUCGGCGUAGGCCGGCCCUCUCUUCGCCGCUUAUAAAGUGAGUGUUGUGGCGCUAUCGGAUGCCUGUGCUCGAUUAAGUACUUGCCAGCUUACAAACAUUGUUUGUCCUGCGAUCGCGUCUCGGCCAUGUCAAGUUUCAAGAAACCUGACAACCUCUUUCUAAUACAUUCGAACAUCAUGCUACCAUUACCGACUCGUGACGCUAAGAUGGAGACCAAGAGACGCUUCAUGAAAUUCCAGCCCAAUUGCUACCAGCCGAUGCUGCCACCAUACGUGCUCACUAAGAACGAGAAACAGGAAGGCCGUUACAAGCUCGAUGUCGACUUCAUGCUGGCUUGGGCUUGCAAGCAUACAGACCCCUGCCACUGCAUCGUCAAAGGAUCAGACCUGCAUGAAGCUGUGGAAAUGCAGCGCGAUUCGCCCGAGGGAAUGGAAAUCCUGCUAGACGCUUCUGAUGAAGCAACAUUGCGAGAUCAGGAAGGAAGGGCCAGCAUAGUGCCUUCCGCCGAUCAGUCGUCACACAGCGCACUCGGCCUCGUACUCGAUUCGUAUCUCUCUGGUCCCGAUGAGCAAACGGCUCCCACGACUUCACCGACGUCGCCCAGUGCAGCUUCGAUCCUUCAAAGCUACUUUGCGACUCCCCGGACGCACUGGGAUGAGCCUACCGCCACACUCGGCAUCACUGGUGUGGUCCCGCAACAAGCCGGUGUUCUGGAAGAUCACGACAUCAGCUUUACACCAUCAGCAGAGCCAUCCGAGCUGACAUCGCCGUCAACGGCUUCAUCCUACAUUAUAUCGCCCGAGGUCCUCGCUAGCAUGCCCCUGCCUAGGUCCGAGACGACAUCACCUCGUUCCACAAAGAUGCGCCGUCACUUUUGCGUCGCCCUCAAUCGUUACACCGAACUCUGCGGAGCCGAUUGUCUUUUGAGUCCCGCUUGUCGAUCUCCAUCACGCAUGAAUCUAGAAGCCGACCGCGCACAGGCUCGGGUCGAACGCGUGCGCGAGCAGAGCAAUGAAAGUAGACCCGCUCUCACCCCGCAUCCAGCGCCAAAUCCAGAGCCCACGGACAGCAGCACGACGGACACAUCGAGUGAAGGUAAAUUCAUACCUUGUGUCCCUCAGUAG